Messenger RNA from Condylura cristata (star-nosed mole), 2787 nucleotides. Its product is annotated as zinc finger protein 30 homolog. Gene Ontology annotation, biological process: regulation of cytokine production; negative regulation of transcription by RNA polymerase II; regulation of immune system process. The coding region runs from base 249 to 1853 and encodes 534 amino acids. The transcript is spliced from 6 exons. The record is from RefSeq and is a predicted model, not a curated record. NCBI's taxonomy places the organism in Eukaryota, Metazoa, Chordata, Mammalia, Eulipotyphla, Talpidae.
GUCCGGGCUGCGGAUCUGGAGCCUCAGGCCACUAUGAGUUUCCGCGGUCAGGGCCAGCGGUCCUGAGGCUGGGACGGCGUGGGGUGAGCUCGCGCGGCUCCCUGCCAGUCCCCGGAGAAGGCCUUUGAAGUGAAGCGAGUCGUUGCUCCGUCUCCAAAAUCGGGGUUCUGUCUCCGGCUUCUGGGGACUUGGCUUCUCCAGUAAAUGAUCCACGAGAAAAACUGACCAGUUCUUGCAAGUCUGAAAUCAUGGCUCAUGAUUUGGUCCUGUUCAGAGAUGUGGCUGUACACUUCUCUCAGGAGGAGUGGGAGUGCCUGGAUUCCACUCAGAGGGAUUUGUACAAAGAUGUGACCUUGGAGAACUACAGCAACUUGGUGUCACUGGCAGGAUGUUCCAUUUCUAAGCCAGAUGUAAUUACCCUACUGGAGCAAGGGAAAGAACCCUGGAUGGGCGUGAGGAACGAGAAAAGAAGCUGGAGCCUAGAUUUGGAGCCCAGGAAUAACUCAAAAAAUUUAUGUAAAGGAAAAGGUAUCUGUGAAAUAAGUUUAUCUCAGUGGGAGAUAAUGGAAAGAAUUAGAAGACGUGGCUUUGAAGAUUCCUUUUUCAGCAAAGAUUAUGUAUAUAAAAAGUUAGUGGGACAAGGAGGUCCCCAAAAGGGGUAUUUCAGAGAAGUGAAAAAAGCCACCUCUGAAAAAAUGUCUACUUACAGAAAACUCAAACCAAUUACUCUCUAUCAGAGAAUUCAUAAUAGAGAGAAGCCGUAUGAAUGUGGGGAGUGUGGGAAGGCUUUCCGGGUGCGCCAGCAACUUACUUUCCAUCAGAGAAUUCAUACUGGUGAGAAACCCUAUGAAUGUAAGGAGUGUGGAAAAGCUUUUAGGCAGAGUGCCCACCUUAGUCGACAUCAGAGAAUUCACACUUCGGACAAACUCUGUGAAUGUAAAAAAUGUGGAAAGAUCUUUACAUGCGGGGCAGAUCUUCGAGCACAUCAAAGAAUUCAUAUUGGUGAGAAGCCCUAUGAGUGUAAGGAGUGUGGAAAGGCAUUUCGAGUUCGAGGACAGCUUAAUCUCCAUCAAAGAAUUCACACUGGUGAGAAACCCUAUGAAUGCAAGGAGUGUGGGAAAACCUUUAGACAGUAUGCACACCUCACUCGCCAUCAGAGACUGAAUAUUGCUGAGAAGUGCUAUGAAUGCAAGGAAUGUGGACAGGCUUUUCUGUGCAGUACAGGCCUUAGAAUACAUCACAAACUUCAUACUGGUGAGAAACCCUACCAGUGUAAGGAGUGCGGGAAGGCCUUCAGAGUGCGGCAACAGCUGACUCUUCAUCAGAGGAUUCACACUGGAGAGAAGCCCUAUGACUGUAAGGAGUGUGGGAAGACCUUCAGUCGGGCCUAUCACCUAACUCUCCAUCAGAGAAUUCACACGGGCGAGAAGCCUUAUGAAUGUAAAGAAUGUCAGAAGUUCUUUCGUCGUUACUCAGAACUCAUCUCACAUCAGGGUAUUCAUAUUGGAGAGAAACCUUAUGAUUGUAAGGAAUGUGGGAAAGCCUUUAGACUCUUCUCACAACUUACUCAACAUCAGAGUAUCCAUUUUGGGGAGAAACCUUACAAAUGUAAGGACUGUGAGAAGACUUUUAGACUGCUCUCUCAACUUACUCAACAUCAAAGUAUUCACACUGGUGAGAAACCCUAUGAUUGUAAAGAAUGUGGAAAGGCCUUCAGACUUCAUUCCUCACUUAUUCAACAUCAGAGAAUCCAUUCUGGUGAGAAACCAUAUGAAUGUAAGGAGUGUAAGAAGGCCUUCAGGCAGCAUUCCCACCUAACCUACCAUCAGCGAGUGCACAGUGUAACUAAAUAAUCCUUAGAAAACUUUCCAUUGUGAAUUUUGUGUUUAUAGACAAUAAAUUCUAGAGAAGUUUCUGAUGGUAGGAUUCACUUUUGUUUCAUGCACGUGAUGAACUUAUUUCAGUGAGAGAAUAUGUUACUUGUAUGCAUUUGUGGAAGUCUUUCAUCCUCAUUUCCAUUCAACCCACAUUAAACUUUAGGACACUUGUUUUAGGAAGAAACACUUAAAGUAGUGAAUGGGAACACUCUCACUCUUAACCAUUAAUAUAUAAGGGAGAAAUUUUGAAUAUUUUCAGACUCCCAACAAACCUACCAGGUCGUACCAACAUGGGAAUGUUUCAAGGAGCAGGAAACCUGGGAUGCCAGUGUUACAUAAUAUUUAAAAAGUUAUGUCAAUAGGUGUGAUAAUUGCGCUGCAGUUAUUAAAAAUGUAUGUUAGAGAGGAAUUGUGACGUUUAUAUACUAAUGAUUAGAUACAACGUAGGAGUUUCCUUUAAAAUGCUCAUGUGAAAAAGAAAUGCGGCUGGAUAGCUUAAGUUUGUCAAAAUGAUGGAAAGAUAAGGCGUGGGUAUGUGGUUUGUUUUGUUUUUGCUGUUAAACCUACUUCUGUGUAUUUGAAAUUUUUCCUUAUUUCUUUUAAAGAUAAAAUUAGUACGAAAUUAUAAUCAGUUUGAAGUGUUUUUUAAAUAUCUACAUGUCAACAACCCUUCACAGUGAGAUAGUAAAGAUGCUCUAUUUUAUUUGUGAAAUUAUGAUUGAGGAUCUAGAUUUUAUCAGCUCACCUAUUGCUACAUCUAUUAUAGAGUCAGUCACAAAGCACUGAAAUGGUAAAUGAAUGAGUAAAUACAAAUAAAACAAUUGCUACAACGACAUGAAAGCAGAUGGGGCCACCUCCAUUGUCUAAGAAGAGGUGGCUAGCACGAUGUUGAGCCUUUGAACUUGAGCUA